AUGCCCGUCCGAAAGCCGAGCAAAUAUGGCUCUAAUGUUCGUUUCGCCAAAAACUCUUCCCAACGACAGCAGCGAACAAAGACGGUUGAUGCUUCCACCCUCCGAAGUAGCGAAACAACCUCCCAAGAUGAAAAGUUCGAGGCCAUACGGCUGGCCAACAGCAUCGAUGAAUCAAUGGGCUUCGGCCGGUUCGAUUCCGGCAAGAAGAGAGUCGGAUGGCUAUAUAACAUGCACAGUACCACCAUACAAGACCCGAAAGUCCCUGGUGGAAGGGCAGGUCUUGACUUCUACUUCAUUGGAGACAGUGGAGAGAAUUUCAAGGCAACACUCGAGUAUGACCCAUACUUUUUACUCGCGGUAAAACGAGGCAAGGAGCCUGAAGUCGAAGAAUGGUGCAAGAGGAUGUUUGAAGGAUUGGUCAAGACAGUCACUCGCGUGACCAAGGAAGACCUGAAGAUGCCAAACCAUCUUCUAGGAUACCGUCGCACAUUCCUCCAGCUCUCCUUUGCCAACGUCUCCGAUCUCUUGUCCGUCCGCAAAUUCAUCAUGCCUAUCGCAGAGAAGAAUAAGGAAAAGGUGAAUGCAAUGGACACAUAUGCCGAAGUGGCGAGCGCGAGUGCAGGCUUUGACGUCUACGAUGAGGAAGAGGCCAAUGUCGACAAGGCCAACGCCAUCACCGAAGCGAGCGAUUUCAUCGUCGAUAUACGAGAAUACGACGUCCCAUACCACGUCCGCGUCACAAUCGACAAGGAUAUCCGGAUCGGUAAAUGGUACACAGUCGAAGCAAAGCAUGGAGUAGUCUCCAUGACAUGUCUGGAAGAACGUCUCCAAAGAGCAGAUCCUGUUGUUCUCGCAUUCGACAUUGAAACAACGAAGCUGCCCCUCAAAUUCCCGGACGCAGCCAUUGAUCAAGUCAUGAUGAUUUCGUACAUGAUUGAUGGUCAGGGCUUUCUCAUAACAAACAGAGAAAUCGUCUCCGAGGAUAUCUCAGAUUUCGAGUACACCCCCAAAGCUGAAUACCACGGACCCUUUAUGAUCUUCAACGAAGCCAAUGAAAGGGCAACCCUCGAGCGAUUCUUCAGCAUGAUCAAAGAAGCGCAACCCACAGUCAUCGCAACUUACAACGGUGACUUUUUCGAUUGGCCUUUUGUUGAAGCCAGAGCUAGUGUCAACGGCAUCGAUAUGUAUGCCGAGAUUGGAUUCCGAAAAAAUAGCGAAGACAUCUACCAGAGCGACUAUUGCGUCCACAUGGACUGCUUCGCCUGGGUCAACAGAGACAGCUAUCUACCUCAGGGGAGCCGAGGUUUGAAGGCAGUGACCGUCGCCAAACUCGGCUACGAUCCAGACGAGCUCGAUCCGGAAUUGAUGACACCUUAUGCAAGCGACCAACCUCAAAUCCUGGCAGAAUAUUCCGUCUCUGACGCUGUGGCAACCUACUAUCUGUACAUGAAAUAUGUCCACCCCUUCAUCUUUUCACUCUGUACCAUCAUUCCACUCAAUCCGGACGACACUCUUCGCAAAGGUACGGGUACCCUAUGCGAGAUGCUUUUGAUGGUGCAGGCCUACCAGAAAAACAUUGUUUUGCCAAACAAACACAAAGAGCCGAGAGAAGCGUUCUGGGAAGGUCACCUUCUAGACUCCGAGACCUACGUCGGCGGCCAUGUGGAGAGUAUUGAAGCUGGCGUUUUUCGUGCCGAUAUCCCUGUCAACUUUGCCGUUGAUCCCUCAGCAAUCGACGAGCUGUUGAGGGAUCUCGAUGCAGCAUUGCAAUUUUGCAUCACAGUCGAAGAAAAGAAAUCGCUUGACGAUGUCACGAAUUAUGACGAAGUUCGCAGCCAAAUUGUCGAAAAGCUAAACAGUUUGAAGAGCCAACCAAACAGAAAUGAACGGCCACUGAUUUAUCAUCUUGAUGUGGCUUCAAUGUACCCUAAUAUCAUGACCACCAACAGACUGCAACCUGAUUCGAUGAUCUCGGAAUCCGAUUGUGCUGCAUGCGACUUCAACCGUCCUGGGAAGACAUGCGACAGGAGGUUGCCUUGGGCCUGGAGAGGCGAAUUCAUGCCGCCCAAACGAGACGAGUACAACAUGAUUCGGAGGGCAGUUGCCAACGAGACUUUCCCAGGCAAACACCCAAAAGCAGCAAGACGCACAUUCCAAGAAUUGUCCUUGGACGAGCAGGCCGCGACCGUGCGAAAGCGGCUGCAGGAAUACUCGAAGAAGAUCUAUCACAAGAUUCACGAUUCAAAGACGAUACAGCGAGAAGCGAUCAUCUGCCAACGUGAAAAUCCCUUUUACGUCGACACCGUCAGCACUUUCCGAGAUCGUCGUUAUGAUUUCAAAGGUCAGCAAAAGGUGUGGAAAGGUAAGACGGAAGCCCUCAAGGCUUCUGGAGCACCAGCUCCGGAGGUUGAAGAGGCUAAGAAGAUGAUCGUCCUCUUUGAUUCACUACAACUAGCCCAUAAAGUCAUUCUCAACUCUUUCUAUGGCUACGUGAUGCGAAAAGGAUCCAGAUGGUACUCCAUGGAAAUGGCAGGUGUUACUUGUCUCACAGGUGCUCACAUCAUUCAAAUGGCGCGGGAGCUUGUCGAAAGGAUUGGUCGACCAUUGGAACUGGACACAGACGGUAUCUGGUGUAUGCUUCCAGCGACCUUCCCAGAAAACGUCGUCUUUACAUUGAAAAAUGGGAAGAAGAUGGCCAUCUCGUAUCCCUGCGUGAUGUUAAAUCAUCUUGUCCACGCCCGAUUUACGAAUCAUCAAUACCAAACCCUAGUCGAUGCAAAGACCUUCAAAUACGAAACGCACAGCGACAAUUCAAUCUUCUUCGAAGUCGACGGGCCGUACAAGGCCAUGAUCCUGCCCACGUCCAAGGAAGAAGACAAGAAUCUGAAGAAACGCUAUGCAGUUUUCAAUCACGAUGGUAGCCUGGCGGAAUUGAAAGGCUUCGAAGUCAAGCGACGUGGUGAAUUGAAACUCAUCAAGAUCUUUCAAACACAAAUCUUUAAAUUCUUCUUGGAAGGAACGACACUUGCUGAGACAUAUUCGGCCGUUGCUCGUGUUGCAAACCGAUGGCUGGACGUGUUGCAUCAACAUGGUUCGACCCUGGCAGAUGAGGAGCUGAUCGACCUGAUUUGCGAGAACAAAAGCAUGACCAAAACACUUGAAGAGUACGGUGCACAAAAAUCGACAUCCAUCACCACAGCGAAACGACUUGCCGAGUUUUUGGGCGAUCAGAUGACCAAGGAUAAAGGCUUGAACUGUAAAUACAUCAUAUCAUCAAGACCACGCAACACCCCUGUGACAGAACGAGCGAUACCCGUGGCGAUCUUCUCCGCCGAGCCGAGUGUCAAACGCUUCUUCCUGCGAAAAUGGAUGCGAGACGACCCUGCUGAUAUGGACCCGAGAAGCGUUAUUGACUGGGAAUACUAUCUCGAACGCCUUGGCUCUGUGAUUCAAAAGCUCAUCACAAUUCCGGCAGCUCUGCAAAAGGUCCGGAACCCUGUUCCACGCGUGGCACAUCCAGACUGGUUGCAGAAACGAAUCGAUGCCAAAGAGGAUAAAUUCAAACAGAAGAAGCUGACAGACACUUUUGAGAAGAAACCUCUUGCUGAACGGUCUGUAAAUCUUCUUGAACACCGGCUACCCGUCACUGGUGAUAUCGAAGAUGCCCUCAAUGCAGAAUUGAAGUCUCCAAUACAGCUUCCGAGGCCAGCCAAACGUAAAGCCCAGGAAGAAACGGCUCAAACUCUGGUAGAUCCCUAUGCAGAGCUACCCGCCGAUGUCCCAGAUGUCGACGAAGACUAUAGUGAUUGGUUACAGUAUCAGAAAAAGAAGUGGAAGAUUCAAAAACAGGCACGCGCUCGUCGGCGUCAGCUCUUUGGAGAACGGCCAAACGUUGCAACAGACUCGAUCAGCAAUUUUUUCCGCAAUCAAGCCGAAUUGUUGUUUAUCAGCACUUGGCAGGUACUUCAACUUCGUCAGGGAGAUAUGCCUGGAGAGGUCAAGGCUUUUGUGUCUAUUGGAAAGAAAAUCCACAUUUUGAAUAUCAAGGUUCCGAGAAUCUUGUAUCUCAAUCUGAAGGGUGAAGAUCUUCCUGACGUCGAAGUGCCGGGCUGCGAAGUCGAAAAGGUCAACCACGUUCUCCCAAAUGGGCAUCCGUCAGUCUAUCUUUUCCAACUGACCAUGUCCGAAGACACAUAUUUGAAAGAGGCAGAGUCGGUUGCCCUGCUUUGCAACCAUCAGAGUGUUGAAGGGGUCUACGAACGCAAACUACCUCUCUAUACCAGGGCCAUGCUUAAGCUGGGCAACAUGUGUUCAUUUGAUGAAACGCAAAAAGGUGUUCUGGGGAAGGGCCUUGAACAUGGGUUUGACCUCGACGCUUUGCUGCGGAGUAAUUCCCAGUCAACAUAUCUGGAAGACCCAAGUAUGAUGGCCUAUACCUACCUCUACCACACGACAUCGGGCGAUCGAACAGUAUUCGCCCUCUUCUCCUCCGCCGGAACGCAAGCCCAUAUUAUUGUUCUGAGUCGAAGUCGCGAUGCACAGUUGCCAAAUGCUGACAAAAUGUACUUGGAGCAACACCGAUUGAAACAGCAGGAAGGCAAUUCCCCAUCGACUGUGUUCGCAUAUCAGUCUUCCAUUCAGUUCAAGGUUAGUCAAGUGACUACGAAACGGAAGGCCUACCUUGAGAUCGGUGAUAUCCUCAAGAAGUGGCGUAGCGAGGAAUCGAAGCCCACCAUGUUGCUGCUACAAACGAACUCCAACAAGCAAUUGAUGCACGAUAUUCGGAUCAUCAAGGACUAUCCGGUGUUAUGUUUACCUACGGAGCAAGCAGACACCGAUUUACCAUCUCUGGGAUGGCAAGGCUACGUGUUCAAACGGGUGAUCUCCCAUUAUCUUAAUGUCACCGGUUGGCUGUCUCACCUUAUUGAACUGGCGAGGUAUGGAGACGUACCAGUCUGCAAUCUGGAGAAGGACGAUCCUCGAUUCUUAAUUGACUUGGCCUACGCUCGGAGACUGAAACGAAACAAUGUCGUGCUUUGGUGGUCCGACAGCCCACGUCCUGACCAUGCUGGCCAUGAGCGCGAUGACAUUUUAGGACCUUUGACCGAAGUGGUGGAACUGCCCUCGAUCAACAACCCCGGUGUGUAUACCUCAGUGUGCGUUGAUGUCUCGGUGCAGAACCUUGCAAUCAACACGAUAUUGACCUCAUCAAUCAUCAACGAUCUCGAAGGAUCAGCAGAAUCUGUAGCGUUCAACCCUGCAGCUGGUGAAGAAACACCACUGAAUUCGAGCAUGGUCAAACCUAACGCUGGAUUUGCGCAAACAGCAUUAGAGGUUCUGCGAGACAUGGUCAAAUCUUGGUGGGCAGAAGCUUGCCGUGGCAACCGGCUGGCGGACGUCAUGGUUCAGCAUCUCGUACGAUGGGUUGAAGCACCGGCAUCAUGUCUAUAUGACAGACAUCUACACUACUAUGUGCAGAUGAUGUCCAAGAAGGCUAUGCAACAGCUGAUUACUGAUUUCAGAAGGGUUGGAUCUCAGGUUGUGUUUGCAUCCACAACGCGUCUCCUACUUCAAACCUCCAAACAGGAAGUUGGGAACGCAUACGCAUACUCGCAAUACAUCUUAAAGUCCAUUCAGCAGAAGCCACUUUUUCACUUUUUGGGGUUGGAGAUCAAGGACUACUGGGACAUCCUAGCUUGGUAUGAUCAAUACAACUACGGUGGAAAGGGCACAUCAACUGUGACGGAAGAGACCAACAAUUCAAAUCUCGAAAUUGUUGUGCACUGGCAGAUUGCACAAUUUCUCCCUGAGCCAUUGCAACCAGUCUUUGACGAUUGGGUUAUCACCUUCAUCGAGAUCAUGCAGAAUCUCAAGCGACCAACCGCAAUAUCCGAAGACGCAUCUUCAACGCCCCGACCCACACAACUGGCCUCGGGGUUCAUCAGCCUCACCGAAGACCCAACGAGCACCGAAGUGACCAGUGUCCUGCAGGAAGAUUUCUCCAAACCCUUGCGCAAGCAGAUCACAGGAUUGAUCCGACGCCAACGAGAAGAAUUGCUCCACCCGGAACUAGCAAGCGACUGGACGUUUCCCAGUCUUGCAGGUGGCAGUCUCGAAUCGAAAGACCCGCGACAUCCGCACGACCCAGUUUUGGAGCUAGUCAAGUCGCUGAUGCAAAUUGUGUCACUAUCGAAGCCUCUGCAGCUUGAGGCACGUCUACUUCGUAAAGACCUUCUGGCGUUGUUUGACGCACGCGAGUUCAGUAAGGAAGGUCGGUUUGAGAACCCCAGCUCUAGCCUUCGGUUCGAAAACCUCAUUUGUGACACAUGUACGAUGACUAGAGAUCUAGACUUGUGUCGCGAUGAAGAUGUCCUACCCGAUGCCACAGCCAAGUCCCAGGACGAUGCAUUGACGAAACCAUGGCGUUGUCUCAGCUGUGGAGGCGAAUACAACAAGAUUGUCUUGGAAGAGAAGCUGAUAUCGCGGAUCCAAGCAAGUUUGAUGAGCUGGCAGAUGCAAGAUCUGAAAUGUAAGAAAUGCGGUGUCUUGCAAGGCGACGAUUGUGUCUUUACGGAUCAUUGUUCAUGUGGUGGAGAGUGGUGUGGCACGACAGACAAGGGGGACAUUACGAACAAAGUGAGAAUCAUGGAGAGGGUCGCGUCUGCGUAUGGUUUGAGGAUGUUGGAAGGUGUGGUGCACGGUGUCAAGUCAAUGUGUAUGAUUUCAUGAGCGAUGAGGGACGUGGUUGGUGGUGAAGGACGUUGGAUUCGUGUCACUACAAUAAAGGAGAAGAUGUGGUGGAGUCUAGGAGUGUCUUUUGCACAACAUUGCGAGGUGUUGGUACAGGACAUUUGAUUUGAUGUGGUUGCAUGCUGCCUUUGUAUAGAUACAGAGCAGCCUUGAGCAUGACAGCAUGUUUUUCAGUCUGGUAGAAGAU
Exophiala mesophila is the source of this 6937-nucleotide messenger RNA. Its product is annotated as DNA polymerase epsilon catalytic subunit A. Gene Ontology annotation, cellular component: nucleus; epsilon DNA polymerase complex. The record is from RefSeq and is a predicted model, not a curated record. Lineage: Eukaryota; Fungi; Ascomycota; Eurotiomycetes; Chaetothyriales; Herpotrichiellaceae. Gene Ontology annotation, biological process: base-excision repair, gap-filling; leading strand elongation; DNA replication proofreading. The transcript has a single exon. Gene Ontology annotation, molecular function: nucleotide binding; single-stranded DNA 3'-5' DNA exonuclease activity; zinc ion binding. The coding region runs from base 1 to 6729 and encodes 2242 amino acids.